Molecule: messenger RNA, 6870 nt
Organism: Doryrhamphus excisus (bluestripe pipefish)
Lineage: Eukaryota; Metazoa; Chordata; Actinopteri; Syngnathiformes; Syngnathidae
Gene: prkcaa
Product: protein kinase C, alpha, a
Biological process (GO): protein phosphorylation
Molecular function (GO): zinc ion binding; ATP binding; diacylglycerol-dependent serine/threonine kinase activity
Source: RefSeq, a predicted model, not a curated record
GAUGUGUGAAGCUGUCAGCGGAGCAGCCCAGUGUCAGCGACAGGCGGGGAAACCCUCACACACACUAAAGUCCACAGCGUGUGUUUCAGCUGGCUUCUUCCUGAAGUCCACACACGAAAAAAAAGACACUCUUGGACAGCGACGCCGAGCUUGCAGCGCUCAACAAUGGCCGAUACAACAAGUUUGAACGAGUCGUCCACCGUGGACGUGGCUAAUCGGUUUGCUCGCAAAGGAGCUCUGAGGCAGAAAAACGUCCACGAAGUGAAGAACCACAAGUUCACAGCCCGGUUCUUCAAGCAGCCGACUUUCUGCAGCCACUGCACGGACUUCAUCUGGGGCUUUGGAAAACAAGGGUUCCAGUGCCAAGUUUGCUGUUUUGUGGUCCACAAGAGGUGCCAUGAAUUUGUCACAUUCUCCUGUCCAGGAGCUGAUAAGGGGCCAGACACGGAUGAUCCGAGAACUAAGCAUAAAUUUAAGAUCCACACCUAUGGGAGCCCCACCUUCUGUGACCACUGUGGGUCUCUGCUGUACGGCCUCAUGCACCAGGGCAUGAAAUGUGACUCUUGCGAUAUGAACGUCCACAACCAGUGUGUCAUGAACGUGCCCAGCCUAUGUGGGACCGAUCACACCGAAAGGAGGGGUCGCUUGUACCUCAAGUGUGAGGUCAGUGGGGAGAAGAUGCAGGUCACAGUUGGUGAAGGCAGGAAUCUGAUACCCAUGGACCCCAAUGGCCUGUCUGAUCCAUAUGUCAAACUCAAGAUCAUACCUGACCCCAAAAAUGAGACCAAGCAGAAGACCAAAACCAUCCGCUCCAACCUGAACCCCAAAUGGAACGAGACCUUUACCUUCAAACUGAAGCCUACAGAUAAGGACCGCAGGUUGUCCGUGGAGGUGUGGGACUGGGACCGAACAACCAGGAAUGACUUCAUGGGUGCGCUUUCAUUUGGCGUCUCGGAGCUCAUCAAGUCUCCAGUGUGCGGCUGGUACAAGUUGCUGUGCCAGGAGGAGGGAGAGUAUUACAAUGUUCCCAUCUCAGAGGAGGAUGACGGGAAUGAAGAACUGAGAAUUAAAUUUGAGAAAGCCAAGCUAGGCCCAGCGAAAAAGGCAAUCACAGAGACAGAUGGCAGCCCAUCCAGCCAGCUGCCAUUCAACAGCUUGGAUCAGGUCAAACUCAGUGACUUCACCUUCUUGGCUGUUCUUGGGAAAGGCAGCUUUGGCAAGGUCAUGCUGGCUGAGAUGAAGGCCAGUGAAGAGUUGUAUGCAAUAAAGAUCCUAAAAAAGGAUGUGGUGAUCCAGGACGAUGACGUGGAAUGUACCAUGGUGGAGAAGAGAGUCCUGGCCCAGCAGGAAAAACCUCCCUUUCUCACCCAGCUACACUCGUGCUUCCAGACAGUGGAUCGUCUGUACUUUGUCAUGGAAUAUGUGAACGGGGGAGACCUCAUGUACCACAUCCAACAAGUGGGCAAGUUCAAGGAACCACAAGCAGUGUUCUAUGCAGCAGAGAUCGCUGUUGGUCUCUUCUUCCUGCAUCUUAAAGGAGUCAUCUAUAGAGAUCUAAAGUUGGACAAUGUAAUGCUCGACAGUGAGGGCCACAUUAAGAUUGCCGACUUUGGCAUGUGUAAAGAGAACAUGUUAGAUGGAGUGACCACACGCACCUUCUGCGGUACUCCGGACUACAUCGCACCUGAGAUUAUUGCUUACCAGCCAUAUGGGCGUUCUGUAGACUGGUGGGCAUAUGGAGUGCUGCUUUAUGAAAUGUUAGCUGGACAGCCUCCCUUUGAUGGAGAGGAUGAAGACGAGCUGUUCCAGUCCAUUAUGGAGCACAACGUGUCCUACCCAAAGUCCCUGUCCAAAGAGGCUGUUUCCAUUUGCAAAGGACUGAUGACCAAGCAUCCGUCCAAGCGUCUGGGCUGCGGCCCUGAAGGUGAGCGGGAUGUCAGAGAACAUGCCUUCUUCAGACGUAUUGAUUGGGAACGCCUUCAGAACAAAGAGAUACAGCCACCCUUCAAGCCUAAACUGUGUGGCAAAGGAGCAGAGAACUUUGACAAGUUCUUCACACGCACACAGCCUCAGCUCACACCUCCUGACGAGCUGGUGAUCGCCAACAUCGACCAGGCGGAGUUUGCAGGCUUCUCCUUUAUCAACCCCCAGUUUGUACACCCGUCGCUCAACAACAACGCAUGAGAAGGAUGGCCAAGGUUCUUCCUUUUCCCUCCCCUUGUCAAGGAUAUCCUCUACUCACUGCCACCUAUUAAAACUAAGCAACAAUCUAACAUCUGACCACCACUUAACAUGACCGAAACGUGAUGUUUUUAUUCAUAAACAGGAUUCUAGGGCAUGCUUAUUUGUUCUCUAUGCUAUAUUUUGCAAUCGGUUUGAUUAAUUCUUGGCCACUACAAGAAGGCUUUAGUUUAUUCAUAAGCAUGUACUGUGUACAAUGAUGUCCUUUUUAAUGAAAGUUUACCAAAACUGGACGCACUGAGUCAGAAUAGUGUUUAUCUAUGCCAGUAUAUGAUAGGAAAGGAGUGUAUCAGGCUGUAUGUUAUACAAACAAAGACACACAUUUGUUAAAAGGCAUGGAUUCAUUUUUGGAGAAGAUGCAUGAACUUUGGUUUUCAAGAAGAAUUUCAAUAUACUGUAUAAGGUGCAGUACACGCCUGAGGUAGUGAAGAUAUCAUAGCCAAAUAUGAAGUGAGGCGGUGCAAUGUUCCUCGUGUCAUGUUUACUUCCUUUAAUGUAUUUCUGUCAAUAAUAUUUAGUAUGAGACACCCUCAACUCCCAUUAGUUAUCAAUUCAAAUGAAGUUGCAAUGGAGCCUGUAAAGUUAGAAGUUAGUUAUUCAAGUUUAUUAAUAAUAAAUUCCAAGCUACGAUACUUAACAGAGUGACAGUUGUGUAUAGAAUUUUAAAAGAUAAUACUUAAAGUUUACAACUUGUGUCUCAGUACCCUCCUUACAGUGUACAUAGAAUACAUGUGCUGAUUAGUCAUCAAAAUAUCUUUUUCAUAAGAUUUUCUGGAUACAGUUGUUAAAAUUAGGAUGCAGUUUUGCUUAAUUAUCAAAAAAAUGUCAACAUACAGUAAUUAAUACCAGUCGAUGACUUAGUUUGUUUCUAAAAUGCUUGGAGCUAUAAGUGUUUUCAUCUCCAUCCAUAUUACAAUAUGUCGAAAUGUAGUGUAUAACUCCUUUGUAAAUAAUAAUAAUAAUAAUCAUGGGUUAUUUUCAAAGAGUAUAGCAAGUUUUUAUACCAACACCUGAAUGUGCUUUUCUUACACUGAUGCAAGAGUGGGUUGUUCAAAGUGCGGCAGACGCAACAAUGAAGAAAGUGCAGUUGAACAGUGUAGCUUCUUUGAACAAAUAACAUAAUGUUCAUUUGGGAUGAUUUCAAUCUCUUUGUUGUUGCUUGAUUGUAAGUUGUGUCAGGCUGUCUGCAUGCAGGUGGUUGCGCCAUUCAUGCACGUGAGUCAUUAAAUGCAGCAUGCGAUUUAAUGUAAAUCUUAGCGAGAAAUCCACAUCACACAUUUGCAGCGGUUUUAUUUGGCUUAAACCAUAAGAGGACACGCCCCUGCGUCAUCUUACCUUCUCGUUUUAUGUUUCUAGGGUCGUUAUUUUUAAUAGAUGAAUGCAAAAUCUGAUUCACAUUGUCCUUUUUUAAUGUCAAUAUCAUUUCAAGCACACGUCUCCAUUGGACAAAUAUUUCCUGGGCAAUCAGCGGAAAGUUCUAGACCUGAUCUUAUACCAGCAGACAAUUUAGUUGCGUUUCCGACAAAAAAAAGAUUAAUUCAUUCAUUUUCUACCGUGGGCAUGCUGGAGCCUAUCCCAGCUGUUUUUGGACGAAAGGCGGGGUACACCCUGCACUGGUUGCCAGCCAAUCACAGGGCACAUAUAGACAAACAACCAUUCACACUCACAUUCAUACUCACAUCCUAACUCCUAGCUGUGUGGCCUGCGCCCUAACCACUCGAACACUGUGCAGCCAAAAAAUGAACAUAUCCUUCAAUUAAUUCAAAAAAGUUCUUUGUAUUAAAAAGUGAUAUGCCCGAACUCAAACUGCUUUGAAAUCACGAUCGGUUAUAGCGUUUUUGUUUUUUUUUUUGGCAAAAAAACAUUUUUUUUUAGUUAACCAGUCCCACUUAAGUGUAUUUUGUUAGCUGAUAUUAUUUGUGUUAAACAAACGUAAUAUUUUGAUGUUUAUCUGACAAAAUUCAGUUAUGAAUUAUGAUGACAGUCAAUCUGCAAGACCCAUUAAGCUCUCGGGACUAAUCUCAGUGCAUUUUUUUUUACCGAGAUUAUACUUCUUGUCGUUUUGUGGAUAGACCAGCGGGACCACUCACUCCCUAAUGUCUCAUUAAUUGUGGUUUACAUCCUUAUCUUCAAUGUUUGUUAUUUUUCUGUUUUGCUUUGUUUGCUUGUUUUUUUUUCUCUUUUGUGUUAAUCAAUUCCUUGCAGUGCACUGCAAGAAUAUUUUUUUAAAGCACAUAUUGCUUUCCUAUGAUACAAUAAUAACAAAACAUAAAUGCAACUUUUUUGUUUUUCUCCCAUUUUUCCUGACGUUAACUAAAAGAUGUUUUUUUAAUGUACACAAAAUGCCUAUUUCUCUCAAAUAUUGAUCCAGAAUAUGACACCUAAUACUGCCUGGCUUUUGGACCCAAUCACAAUACAGUUGAAGUUUUAGUGGCCUUUUGUUGUGGCCAACCUAAGGCACAUGUGUUGAGUUAAACUCAUAAAAAAUGGGAGCAAAAAAGAAGUGUUGUGUGUAGAUUUAUGUUGAAUAUAUAUUUCAAAACAACAACCUGCAUGUGCCAACCCCCCACCCCCACCGCUAAAAAGCCAGUCUUUUGUUGUAAGCAUUAGUUUUGUGUCAACCUCUCCUGUCCUGAAGCACACCUGUUGCUGGCCGCGUGGUAACAUAUAACAAGGCACCAUUCAAACAACAUUACAGCAGUACGUGGUGCUUCUCUUUGUGUCUUUGGGCUGAUUUUGGCCUGAACUCAUUUCAACCACAACUCGGCAAAUACACUGUCACGCUUUUAUGAGUUGGCAAUAUCUGGUGUAAAAACACAGGUCCAUUCUUGCUUGAAAGUGAAAGUAAAAGUAAAAGUGUGCACAUGGAAUGUAGAUGACUAACUCCCCCUGCAUGUCUGCCUAUCCAAAUGUUCUUUAUUUUCCUAUGACUCCUGGCACCAUUUACAAUUACACUAAAUAAGAGUCAUGUGCACAUUUCACUUUGGCAGUGACAUAAGCUUUGUUUAUCGUUAACUUGUUUCUAUUACAUAGUGGAACCUCCUUUUUUAUCAUUAGUUUCUUCCUGAAGGUCCAACAAAAAACGAAUGUACGCAAACCAAGGCAAUUUUUCCAAUAGGGAAUAAUGUGAAUCCAAUGAAUCCAUUCCACACCCCCACAAAUAUAUGAAAAAAACAUAGUGUUGAUGCGUACUUCUUGUACAUCCUGGAGAUAUUAAUUUUUAAAAAAAGUGUUUCUUUGGCUCCAUGGUGGGUUUAUAGCAGUCACACACAAUAAAAAAUGAACCAACAGUGAGUCAGCAACGCAUAGGGUGCUCAGUUUGGGUACUCAAUUUUACGGAACAAUACAGUACAGACUGACUAGUUAUGACUAGUUGUAUGCAAUAUUGUAGAAGAAGUGAAACAGUGUAUGAAAACUGAGGCUACAUUUUCAAUGAAAAUCAAAUCAUACGAAAAUUGGGAUGUACGAAAACCGAGGUUGAACUGUAAAAAAAAAAAAUCCAAAAAUGUCAACCCUUGUAAUGUGUGUUGUUUAGGUAUGUAUGUAACGUUUUUGGGAAUUUAGAAACUUCUCGCUUAAAGUCAGCUGGGAUAGGCUGGAUGAAUGAAUUGGAACUGCUUAUUCCAAAAAUAUGGAACCACUGUGACUUCAAACAUGAAAAGUGAAAGUUAGUUAGUAAAGCAGCAAAGUUCGUCAAAGAGAUUUAAGUCACUGCCAAAACUGAACUGGAACCCCCCUUUCUAUCCCCAUGUCUGCUUUCCCUCACAUGCACAUCAUUGACAAAUGAAAAGCAUGUAACUCAUUAUGUUUUUAUGCAUAAAACUACAAAACCAUUAUUUUUUUUCCUUAUACAGCGCUGCAUUAAGCAUGUUUAUGACAUGAACAUUCAAAUUGCUAAUUUUGCUCAAAUUUCAGAUGCAUUUCUUCAAAAGCUCAUAAUCGGUAAACAAACGGAAGGCACAAAAAGAUGUUUAUGUAUUGUUUUUCAAUUCUGGAUCAUUCGGGGGUGUUGAAGGACUUUAUCCCCCCCUUUAUCCUCAGUGCUAAUUGAAGCCAUCCUCCUAAAUAUUUAUUUUGUUUGUGUUUUUUUCAAGCAGCUUUCUUUCACUUGCUAUAAAGCCCAGAAAUGACUUUGGAGAGCCAUGUGUAUGUUGGUGUUGUACAUUGUUUACAUUAUAUGUGAGUCUUUUUUUUAUCUUAAUGUGAUUUGUUCUGGCCAGAUACUAAUGAAGUCAUCUUAAUUAUGAAGCACAUUGUUUUCUUACACUACUGCUCAUAUACAUGUACUGUAUGGAAGUACAUGAUAAGGUAAAGUGAAUCAUUGCUCUCUACUGUGAGCUUAGAAAGGUAAAGUGUGUCAUCUUGUUCAAUGAGGAAAAAGUGCAAGAAUGCCUUAUCUCCCAAUUAAUACAGUCACAUGAUCUCUUACUCUACUUGUACAAAAAACAACCUGCAGUAGAUGCCUACGUAGGGCAACAAUCAGUGAAGGAUUACGUUGUAUUUUGCAUAUGUUUGUUCUCUUCCCUCGUUAGCCUGAAACCUUUAAAAUGACUCUGAGCAACUUACCUUGUAAUUGAUUGUGUCCUUUGUACCUAAUGUAUGAUAAUGCAAAUAAAAACUGAAAAAUGA